Liolophura sinensis is the source of this 1333-nucleotide messenger RNA. RefSeq names its product tRNA (adenine(58)-N(1))-methyltransferase catalytic subunit TRMT61A-like. Bases 74 to 1213 code for a protein of 379 amino acids. Gene Ontology annotation, molecular function: tRNA (adenine(58)-N1)-methyltransferase activity. The record is from RefSeq and is a predicted model, not a curated record. Lineage: Eukaryota; Metazoa; Mollusca; Polyplacophora; Chitonida; Chitonidae. Gene Ontology annotation, biological process: tRNA methylation. The transcript has 3 exons. Gene Ontology annotation, cellular component: tRNA (m1A) methyltransferase complex; nucleus.
ACGCGAAGCCGUUGAAUAUUGUGUGAUAAUUAUCGUGAUAACGCUUACGAUUUUAAGGACAUUUGGAAUCGAAAUGAGUUUCGCGGGGUACAAGGAAAGCAUUGAACCUGGUGACACCGUUAUUCUUCAUAUUGGCUUUGCUAAUAUGCUGACAAUAACAGUGAAGCCGGGAGAAACACACCAAACCCGUUACGGUGCACUACGGCAUUCUGAUCUAAUCGGUGUCAAGUAUGGUUCGAAAAUCCAGUGCCCGAAAGGCUGGCUGUACGUCUUACAUCCUACCCCAGAGCUGUGGACUGUCAACUUACCUCAUCGCACUCAGAUUCUGUACACCCCUGAUAUCAGUUUGGUGACAUACCAACUAGACAUCAAACCAGGCAGUGUUGUUGUUGAAUCAGGAACCGGAAGUGCAUCUUUGUCACAUUCCAUCAUCCGCUCAGUGCUACCUACUGGGCAUCUACAUACAUUUGAAUUUCACGAGGAGCGAGCCAAAAAAGCCGAGGAAGAGUUCAUACAGCAUGGUCUGAAGGAACAUGUGACAGUGUACCAUCGAGAUGUCUGUGAGCGUGGGUUUGAUCUUAGUGGUGUGGCUGAUGCUGUUUUCCUAGAUUUACCGCGUCCCUGGUUGGCCAUAGAAAGUGCAAAACAAGCGCUGAAAACAACAGGUGGUAGAAUCUGUUCCUUUUCCCCCUGCAUUGAACAAGUUCAGAGAACAUCAGAGACUUUGAAAAGCCAUGGCUUUUACAACCUGUUGACAUUGGAGUGUUUACAAAGAAACUUUGAUGUGAAAACAAUCAAUCUAGCCAUUCCAAAUUUAGGUUUUGAUUCUGAAAACAAAAAAGAACAGUCUGAAACUUCAUCUGAAGUAGGGAACAAAGAUGAUUGUGCAAUGGGACCAGGAGAUGCCAAAAAAGCAAAGACGUCUGAUGAUAGUAGCAAAGAUAGCCACAACAUGCCUUCUGAAGACUGUAGCGGGGAACCUCUGGAUGAAAUUACUGGACAGGAAGACACAUCUUCUGAAGGGGCGAUGAAAUCAAAAAACUCAAAGAAAGUUCGCAGAGGGAGACCAACAAAUCCUCAUCAGUAUUAUCUAAAUAUCAUUGGAAAGAAAGAUAAGAAGACAUUUUCAUUCAAAUCUGCCGUGGUGCCUCCACAAAUGGCUGGACAUACUGGUUAUUUGACUUUUGCCUCUUUGUAUGCGGUUGAUACAUAAAAUGUUAUUUCAUUUUAUGUGCUAUUAUUUCUGCUGAUUGUACCAUCAGAUGAACUCUGAUUACUGGAUUUGCUUCGCGUGUUUCACAAAUUUUUUUUAUAAAUAAAAUGUGAAAAUAGC